Micropterus dolomieu (smallmouth bass) is the source of this 1349-nucleotide messenger RNA. RefSeq names its product phosphatidylinositol transfer protein, alpha b (gene pitpnab). The record is from RefSeq and is a predicted model, not a curated record. Gene Ontology annotation, biological process: phospholipid transport. The coding region runs from base 100 to 912 and encodes 270 amino acids. Gene Ontology annotation, molecular function: phosphatidylcholine intramembrane carrier activity; phosphatidylinositol binding; phosphatidylinositol transfer activity. The transcript has 12 exons. Gene Ontology annotation, cellular component: cytoplasm. NCBI's taxonomy places the organism in Eukaryota, Metazoa, Chordata, Actinopteri, Centrarchiformes, Centrarchidae.
AGCAAGCGGCGAAAGAAGAGACUGUCGGUGGGAGGGAUCGACCCUGUUUCUGGACCCGUACUGAGCUGCUUCCCUCUGGGAUAUACUGCACCGCCGAAAAUGCUCAUAAAAGAAUUUCGAGUGAUUCUUCCAAUCUCUGUCGAAGAGUACCAGGUCGGACAGCUGUACUCUGUGGCUGAGGCCAGUAAAAAUGAGACUGGUGGAGGAGAAGGAGUGGAGGUGCUAAAAAAUGAGCCCUAUGAGAAAGAUGGAGAGAAGGGACAGUACACACACAAAAUCUACCAUUUGCAGAGUAAAGUGCCGUCAUUUGUCAGAAUGUUGGCUCCAGCUUCAGCUCUCAACAUCCACGAGAAGGCCUGGAACGCAUACCCAUACUGUCGCACAGUUAUCACUAACGAGUAUAUGAAAGAUAACUUCCUGAUCAAGAUUGAGACAUGGCACAAACCUGACACGGGACACCUCGAAAAUGUACACGGUUUGGAUGCAGAAACCUGGAAGAAGGUGGAUGUAGUCUAUAUUGAUAUUGCGGACAGAAGCCAAGUGGAGCCGAAGGACUACAAGCCAGAGGAGGAUCCUUGCAGGUACAAGUCAGUGAAAACAGGACGAGGCCCUCUAGGACCAGACUGGAAGAAGGAACUUCCUAACAAAAAAGACUGCCCACACAUGUGUGCCUACAAACUGGUCACUGUCAAAUUCAAGUGGUGGGGCCUGCAAAAUAAAGUGGAGAACUUCAUUCAAAAGCAAGAGAAGCGUUUGUUCACUAAUUUCCACCGUCAGCUGUUCUGCUGGAUCGACAAGUGGAUUGACUUGAACAUGGAAGACAUUCGUCGUAUGGAGGAGGAGACACGCAGGGAGCUAGAUGAGAUGAGAGUGAAGGACCCAGUGAAAGGGAUGGUGGCUCUAGAGGACUGAGGUUGUGUUGGACCGUGAAUGCUGCUGCUCAUCAGACCAGAAUACCCAGACACCAGCGGAUUCACAUCCUCCUUCUAUUCAAACUGACAUCUGACCGGCUGGUCCAACCCCUUCCAACCCCCACCCCCCGAGUACAGUCUGGUUUUCAGGGACCUGGACCCAGUAAACUCCCAAUUUCCAGCUGAUCUCCUCCACCACAUCCCACCUCCCUUGAGUCCCAUCCAUUUCUAUUUGUUUUUCCAUCUAGUGCCCCUGUCUUAUUAACAACUCUGAGGCCUCUAGUAGCAACAGUAUAGAUCUUGUCAGUCAGUCCUUUCUUUCUCUCUCUCAGUCUCUAAACCUCUCUAAACUACAGAGAAUAGUGUCAUUUAUCUCUGCAAACUAGGAUUUAUUUCUAUUUAAGAUCCCAAUAGUGUAUAUAUACAGUGUACCGUAUA